AUGCGUUUUCAUUACGCUAUCGUAGCGGGUCUCGCUACCCUUUCGCUCGCUGCUCCGCAGGGUGGAAUUCAGGAUCAAGUUGAUAGUGCCCUUGCUGAAAUCAAUGCUAAUACCAAUGGAAAUGGCAAUGGAAACGGCAACGGAAAUGGAAAUUCAAAUGGCAAUGCCAACGAGAAUGGAAAUAGCAAUUCGAACAGCAACAGUAACACCAAUGUCAAUGAAAACACAAAUGUGAAUGUCAAUGAUAACGACAAUGGACACCAUAGUUCCAAACCCGUCAAGCCGACUUCUGAAAAACCUCCACCAACGACCAUCAGAAGCACCGUCGUCAUUACUUCUACCAUAACGGUCCGUCCAACCAGUACCGUUCAGCCCACAACUCGAUCAAGUUCUUCAACUGGCUCUUCAACUGGCACUCGAUCGGGCGUCACAACCAGCCGAACAUCAACUUCCAGCACCAGCAGAAGUACCUCUGGGUCGUCUUCAAGGACUUCCAGCACUUUAAGUACUUCGAGAAGCUCUUCUUCUUCCACUUCUUCUUCCUCCUCCUCAUCCUCCUCCUCAUCCUCGACGGGGUCUGGAACUGGUACCCGAUCUGGUCUUACAACCAGUCGUGAAAGCUCCCGAACAGGUAGUGCUACAGGCGGAAGUUCCGGUGUCGUCACCACGACUACUCCUCCACCGGUUACCACCGCUACCAAUACCGGAAGCGGAACCGGUGGCAAAUCCGGCAUUGUUUCUACACCGGCAACCUCGAUUGUUCCUCCUCCCCAGACAACCACGAAUGUGGUUCCACCUCCUCUCAUCCCAACCACGAAUAUUGUCCCACCUCCUCUCAUCCCAACAACCAAUGUGGUUCCGCCACCCGUUGUAACCAAUACAGGUACUCAACAAGGCAACGUUGUUCCACCACCCAACACCAAUUUCCCCGAAAUCACCAUCCUCCCCGUCCUCACCACAAUCACCACUGUCAACCCACCUAUCACAACCAUCACCUCUAUCCCUAUUGUCCCCAUCGCUCCUAUCGUCCCUCUUACCAUCUCAGCCAACAACAGAGUUCAAACCGUCCAAGGUGUCGAAAUCACCGUCAACGGCGAAGCCACUGUUGUCCCUGCCACCGAAGGGCCCAUCAAUAUCGUCUCUACAACCGUUGUUUCGGGACUUACCCUUACGACUACCAUUCCCGCUGGCGUCAUUACCACCUUUACAUCUGCCGGGCAAACUUUCACGACCCUGGCUCCUGGAGGCGGACCUGCUGAAACCAGUGCUGGAGCUAUUCUCGGACAGUUUACCGGUGGUGCUGAGAGAGUUAAGGCACUUGAAGGCGGUGCUGUAAUCGGACUUGUUGGAUUUGCCGUUGGAGGGUUGUUGUUACUUUAA
Molecule: messenger RNA, 1380 nt
Organism: Botrytis fragariae
Lineage: Eukaryota; Fungi; Ascomycota; Leotiomycetes; Helotiales; Sclerotiniaceae
Exons: 1
Coding region: 1-1380 (459 amino acids)
Source: RefSeq, a predicted model, not a curated record